This is a messenger RNA of Lucilia sericata (common green bottle fly), 1428 nucleotides long. RefSeq lists its product as uncharacterized. The record is from RefSeq and is a predicted model, not a curated record. Lineage: Eukaryota; Metazoa; Arthropoda; Insecta; Diptera; Calliphoridae. The coding region runs from base 1 to 1428 and encodes 475 amino acids. The transcript is spliced from 3 exons.
AUGUUUUUCACUAACACCCGUUGUCAAAAAUCUUUAAAUGACUGUAUAAUUGAUUCUGUGCUUGAACAUUUAAAUGCACCCUGGUUUAUAAUGACGAAUAUAAAUGAUGUACAUUUGCUGCAGACUUACUCUAAAGAAAUGUUAAUUAUAUCCUGUAUGGGACCUUUAAUAGUACAUUUUGGAAAUGUAGAAUUUCGUUAUGUGCGUUACGUAAUACUUAUGAAAUCUUUUAAAGCAUUGAAUGCCAUAUGCAACUCCGUGAAUUAUGAAAUUGGCAAUUUACAACAUAUUCUAUUAACUGAGGAUUCUAUGCGCAAUCAAACAUUAUACUAUUGUCCUCUUUGGGUUGGAUCAUACAAAAUAUUAGGACAGGAACAAAAUGAAAAAAUAUUUGCAAAUAAUUAUAUUAAUAUGGCUGGUCGUGCAAUCGUAACUCAGUCAAAUCUAUUGCCACCUUUUAAUAUCUUGUACAAUGAUCAAUUUGGAAAGAAAAAAUUAGAAGGAUAUGUGGCCAAUUGUGUGAAAACUUAUGCUGAAAGGCAUUUUGCUGGUUUGGACAUAAUGAGCACAGCAAAUGUGUUACAUUACAAAGAACUCUAUGAUUACGUGAUCCAAGGUAUAAUCGAUAUACCCUCAAUAGUUAUACCUCUGAGACAUAAGGGUUUGUCCAGUAAUUUCUCAUAUCCUUUGGAGUUUAUAGAUGAAUGUUUUAUGAUACCAUUACCUAGAGCUAAACCUAUAAAGGGUAUAUUUUUUAAUAUAACUCAGUGGCAUGUAUUGCUAAUUAUAGUUUUACUUUCGAUAAUAUAUGCAAUAUUCUUAAAUAUUGAACAUUUUAAUACAUUUCAUCAAAUACGUCUAAUUGAUGUGAUUUUCAGUGAUAAAAGCAUACGUGGUCUAUUGGGUCAAUCGUUUGUAAUGCCACAGAAAAUUACUAUAUUUAUCAAAUAUGUUUAUCUUUUAAUAUUCUACACCAAUAUAAUGAUCAUGACUUUCUAUACGGCCUAUUUACAAUCAAAUCUUAUUUCACCACCUUUGGAGAAAAAAAUUACAAAUCUUGAGGACAUCAGACAAGCUGGUUUAAAAGUUGCAGUACAUCCCAGAGACUUGGAAGAUUGGGAUUAUAAUUUUUAUAAAAAUUACCAGGAUAUUUUGCAUAUAACCGGUGACAAUUAUUCGGAUUUUAAAAAUUUACGUGAUAGCAUGGACUUGCGUUAUGUUUAUCCUGUAGACUAUCCCAGUUGGACUAUAUACCAUGAACAGCAGAAAUUGUUUCAACGUAAAUUGUUUUUCUUCUCCAAAGAUCUGUGCAUAAGUCGAAUGAGUUUAUUUGCUAUACCUAUACGAGCCAAUUUGCCCUAUAAGGAAAUGUUUAAUCAACAUUUGUUGGAUGUUCGUGAUACGGGUCUGCUGCAGCACUGGACUUAA